GCCUCCUCUCGAACAGGUGACGACACCAGUGUCACCCUCUCGUGAUUUCAUAGAUUUCAUAAUACGCCAUUUUCUUUGUGUGUGCAACUUGUGGUGUUCGAAGAGCUGAGAUAAAUUCAUCGAAUAAUAAUUCCAUUUCGUUUCAAGAAUUUUAAUCAUGGCCUCACGAAAGAAAGUACUGCUCAAAGUCAUCAUCCUGGGAGAUUCCGGAGUGGGUAAAACAUCCCUCAUGAAUCAGUACGUCAAUAAGAAGUUUAGUAAUCAGUAUAAAGCAACUAUUGGAGCCGAUUUUCUCACCAAGGAAGUUAUGGUCGAUGAUAGGAUAGUUACCAUGCAGAUUUGGGACACUGCGGGACAAGAGAGAUUCCAAUCACUAGGUGUUGCAUUCUACAGAGGCGCUGACUGCUGCGUUUUAGUGUUUGAUGUUGCUGCACCCACAUCCUUCAAGUCCCUUGACUCAUGGAGAGAUGAAUUUCUCAUUCAAGCAUCGCCGAGAGAUCCAGACAAUUUUCCGUUCGUCGUUUUGGGAAAUAAAGUUGAUCUCGAAAAUAGAGCGGUAUCGAAUAAGAGAGCGCAACAGUGGUGUCAAUCGAAAAACAAUAUCCCCUACUUCGAGACGAGUGCAAAGGAGGCUAUCAACGUGGAACAGGCAUUCCAGACGAUAGCGAAAAAUGCUCUUGCCCAAGAGAGUGAAGUGGAGCUUUAUAACGAAUUCCCCGACCAGAUUAAACUCACCAACGACCAAAGGACCAAUGGAAAGGGUGAUUCAUGUGCUUGCUAGGGUGACAAAGCCAGGAGGUGUCAUGAAUUUAAUAAAAGCUGGAACAUAAUAACUAUUUAAAAAAUCAUUACAAAAAUCCAAAAAAGAUUGAAUAACGAUAACGCCGGUCAGAUCGUACGCUUCUGGAGAAUCUUUAUGGAUUUCUGGCGUUGGGAUAAUGUCAGAGCUUACGAAAAAACAGAUCAGUCGCUCUCUGACCGAGCCCAUCGGUGACGAAGCGGUGAAAUGGUUCAUGUUGAUUUGACUUGACUAAGUUUUUGGGGAAUCACUUUAACUCUGAAGGAAACAGAUGGAUUUUUGGUAUAAACUUUUUUGUACAUCUUAAUUAGUUCUACAACUAGGGUUUCACAUAAAUUUGUCUUGUUGCCUUCGAUUUCAAGAUAUUCAGCAAAAACUGACUUAUAGUAGAAAUCGACAGUAAGUGUUUCAUUGCUUCGGUAUUGGAAUUAAAUCAUUGAAACAGCCAGGACGGAGAAAAAUGACACAUCUUUCAUGGAAUUCAAAUAUGAAAUCUGAGAGGAGGAUGAAACAAAUCAAUUAUUAUUUUUUCGGAGGUUUGAAUCCAGGCAUUAAUCAGCGGAUUAUCUCUCUGAUGUCAUUGUGUUAUUGAUACAUUUUUUUUUAUUGGAGAGACAACUAAAUUGGAUGGAUUAUUGCGAACUAAAAAUGAGACGCUUGUGGCACAAUUCGAAAAAGAAAAGUCGUAGAGAAAUCUAGUGAAUUAGAUAGAAAAUUUGAUUGGAUUUUCUGUGAAAUUCUAUUGUAAAUCCUAGAGUUCUUUUACGUUCCUUUAACAGGAAAUUUAUUAUGGAGAUUAUUUUAUUUAUAAAAAUUGUAGAGAAUUUCAUUCUUUACCAUUUUCAGUAGAACUUUUUCAGCAUGAAUUUUCGUUUUUGUUCACUCUAUUUUUCUCCCCUUUUUAUUUGGAAAUCACAUAAUAAUUCGGAAAAAAAUAUAUAGUAAAAACUGCAACUACAUAAAUUGUACAUAAAUCCAAUAAAUUUUUCCGACAAAUUCAA
Messenger RNA from Diachasmimorpha longicaudata, 1800 nucleotides. It is a transcript of the gene Rab7, whose product is annotated as ras-related protein rab7. The record is from RefSeq and is a predicted model, not a curated record. Gene Ontology annotation, cellular component: phagocytic vesicle; lysosome; late endosome. NCBI's taxonomy places the organism in Eukaryota, Metazoa, Arthropoda, Insecta, Hymenoptera, Braconidae. Gene Ontology annotation, biological process: phagosome-lysosome fusion; endosome to lysosome transport. Gene Ontology annotation, molecular function: GTP binding; GTPase activity. The transcript has 5 exons. The coding region runs from base 158 to 781 and encodes 207 amino acids.